Molecule: messenger RNA, 393 nt
Organism: Hibiscus syriacus
Lineage: Eukaryota; Viridiplantae; Streptophyta; Magnoliopsida; Malvales; Malvaceae
Product: 40S ribosomal protein S8-like
Exons: 2
Coding region: 1-393 (130 amino acids)
Biological process (GO): translation; maturation of SSU-rRNA from tricistronic rRNA transcript (SSU-rRNA, 5.8S rRNA, LSU-rRNA)
Cellular component (GO): ribosome; cytosolic small ribosomal subunit
Molecular function (GO): structural constituent of ribosome
Source: RefSeq, a predicted model, not a curated record
AUGGGUAUAUCCAGGGAUUCCAUGCACAAGAGACGUUCCACUGGAGGCAAGAAGAAGGCCUGGAGGAAGAAACGAAAGUACGAACUCGGUCGCCAGCCCGGGAAUACGAAGCUUUCGAGCAACAAAACCGUGAGGAGAAUCCGUACCAGAGAAGGUAAUACCGGUGCAGCCAAGUUGGCCAUUCAAAAGAAUGGUUUUGCCCUUCUACGUUACUCUGACGCUUCGAAGGUGCAAUUUGAAGAUUACUCAAAUGUCAAUGAAAGGGGCAUUAUUAGUGAUAACGAAAAUGUUUCAUGUCGAGGACGAUUUAAUUCAAGUGGCGGUGGUGGCACUUGUGAUAGUGGUUCAUGGGAUCGUGCAAUUAACGGGAACAUUGAAGAUUUUUGGUCGUGA